Molecule: messenger RNA, 1060 nt
Organism: Suillus subaureus
Lineage: Eukaryota; Fungi; Basidiomycota; Agaricomycetes; Boletales; Suillaceae
Exons: 8
Coding region: 132-953 (273 amino acids)
Biological process (GO): pentose-phosphate shunt; carbohydrate metabolic process; pentose-phosphate shunt, non-oxidative branch
Cellular component (GO): intracellular anatomical structure; cytoplasm
Molecular function (GO): transaldolase activity
Source: RefSeq, a predicted model, not a curated record
AACUGUUAAAGAGGAAUAAAACACUCACGUUCGAAACGGGCCGAUCGUAUGAUCUCACCGUGGCUGAGCGCGUAUAUCACUAGUAGUAAGCAUCGUUCGAACGACCAAUUCUCUCUCUCUCUAAGACCACCAUGACCACAUCUCUUGACCUUCUUAAACAGACUGGAACUGUUGUUGUCUCCGACUCCGGUGACUUCGAAUCAAGGGCGGGUGACCUCGAGCAUCAAACUAAUGCUGCUAUGGACCGUCUGCUUGUCGAGUUUGGCAAGGAGAUUCUUGCUAUCAUCCCUGGUCGUGUAUCGACGGAAGUCGAUGCUCGUCUCUCCUUUGACAAGGAGGGCACCAAGGCUAAGGCUAAGGAGCUCAUUGCCCUCUACGAGUCUGUUGGUAUCAAGAAGGAGCGCGCUCGUGAACUCGAGCGUGAUGACAACAUCCACUGCAACUUGACCCUUCUUUUCGGUUUCGGCCAGGCCGUCGCUUGCGCUGAGGCAGGUGUCACCCUCAUCUCGCCCUUCGUUGGACGUAUCCUCGACUGGUACAAGAAGUCGACGGGCAAGACCUACGAGGGUGAUGCGGACCCUGGUGUCCAGUCCGUGAAGAAGAUCUUCAACUACUACAAGCAACACGGCUACAAGACCAUCGUCAUGGGUGCUUCCUUCCGUAACGUUGGCGAGAUUAAGGCCCUUGCUGGUGUUGACUUCCUCACCAUUGCCCCCGCGCUGCUCGAGGAACUCAAGAACUCGACCGAGCCCGUUCCAAGAGGCUCGACGCCCGUGUUGGUCUCUUUCGUCGACAACGAGCCCGAGUUCCGCUGGACCCUUCUCCAGGACUCGAUGGCAUUCGACAAGUUGCACGAGGGUAUCAAGAAGUUUGCUGAGGAUGGUGAGACCCUCAAAAGCUCCUCCGCCAGAAGUUGCGUGCUUGAGUUUUCGGCGAUUAUAACAAGGGAAUGAGUAGUUGUAAUAAUACUGUAGUUACACUUCGGUUCACAUUAACAAAAUCCACCGUGUAUUUGGCAAUAGACUUUUUCUUCUGCGCAUUGCUAGCAUAUAUAUUCACC